CCUACUUUAUUUACCCACUGUCUACCGCUCUUGACACAUUCGCGUGCCCAUAAUGGCUUUUCUACAAUUUUUAGCCUUCUUUGCAGUCACCUUCGUGGCGGUUACAGCCAAUCCCACGGGACGUGUAGUGGGUGGCUUCGACGCGGUUUCAGCACAAUUCCCACAUCAAAUUUCACUACGUAGGGAACAUCGCCACACUUGCGGCGGUUCGAUCAUCGCUUCCAAUUACAUAUUGACAGCAGCGCAUUGUGUGGUCGAAAGUGGCACAACACCUUAUGAUGCUAAAUAUUUCACCAUACGUGCUGGCACCCACAACCGCAUUGCCGGCGGCGUCAUCGUGCAAGUGAAGCGCGUCGUAGUCCAUCAGGGUUAUGCUAGCGUCGAAAAUGAUUUGGCUUUGUUGGAGUUGGAGGAGCCUUUGACAUUCUCAUCGAAAAUCCAAGCAAUUCCGUUGUCCACCGGUGAAGUGCCCUCUGGUGCUGAAGUUAUCAUUUCCGGUUGGGGUCUUACCGAGAAUAAUGGUGACACUUUGCCCAUUCUAAUGCAAUGGAAUACCGUUUCAGCGCUUAGCAAGCGUGAAUGUUUCCGUAAGAUUUUGAUGUCUUCUGAUGCUCUGUUGUGUUUGAAUCAUCCUAGAGGCGCAGGUGCUUGCAAUGGUGACUCUGGCGGUCCGGCAACAUACAAUGGUGAAUUGGUGGGAGUUGCUGGUUUCGUCGUCAUUGGUUGUGGUACGUCGCGUCCCGACGGUUAUGCUAAGGUAUUCUAUAAUCUCGAUUGGAUUCACGAAAAUAUGAUAUACGGUAUGUCGAGAAUAUCCUUCCAAAUCCUAUUUUGCCUUGGGCUAAUCGCCUGGGUGAGCGCGAAACCGCAAGCUAGUGGACGUAUCGUCGGUGGUGAGUAUUCAGCUGAAGGAUCGUUCCCCUACCAAGUGUCGUUACGUUAUGACGGUUCACAUACUUGCGGCGCUUCGAUCAUCAGCCGACGUUACGUGCUAUCGGCGGCGCACUGUGUAGGCGAUGAGGAUUAUGAUGGCAAUUAUUUUGUUUAUCCAGCUGAACAUUUCACCAUACGUGCCGGCUCCACUGAUCGUCUGCUUGGCGGUGUGCUCACAAAGGUCACGGAUAUUGUUGUGAAUGAAAAUUAUGCCAACUUUUUGCACGAUCUUGCCGUACUCACUUUGGAAACACCACUAAUUUUCUCCAAAAAUAUACAGGCAAUCCCAUUGGCAAGUGCUGAGGUGCCAACCGGUGGAAGUGUUAUCAUUUCCGGUUGGGGCUAUACGGCGACCAAUGCUUAUGCGCCUAACAAGUUAAAAUGGAACACUGUUCAAACUCUGUCGAGAUUAUCGUGCUUAACUAGAAUCGGUAUGGCUAGUGAUGCGCUGCUCUGUUUGGGACAUCCGGUGGAUAAUGGCGCUUGCUUUGGUGAUUCCGGCGGUCCGGCUACAUACCAAGGUGAACUGGUGGGUGUGGCUAGUUUUGUGGUAAGUGGUUGUGGUAGCGAAUAUCCAGAUGGUUACGCGAAGGUUUUCAAGCAUUUGGAUUGGAUUAAGGAGCACUCAGAUUUGUGAGCUUUGAACUGGGUUGGGACACUAUGUUUUAAGUAAUUUUUGUACUUUUAUUGUGGAAUUAAAAGUUGUUUUAAAUUAAAAUAA
Molecule: messenger RNA, 1654 nt
Organism: Bactrocera oleae (olive fruit fly)
Lineage: Eukaryota; Metazoa; Arthropoda; Insecta; Diptera; Tephritidae
Source: RefSeq, a predicted model, not a curated record